This is a messenger RNA of Platichthys flesus (European flounder), 3001 nucleotides long. It is a transcript of the gene aip, whose product is annotated as aryl hydrocarbon receptor interacting protein. The record is from RefSeq and is a predicted model, not a curated record. NCBI's taxonomy places the organism in Eukaryota, Metazoa, Chordata, Actinopteri, Pleuronectiformes, Pleuronectidae. The coding region runs from base 58 to 1083 and encodes 341 amino acids. Gene Ontology annotation, molecular function: protein binding; peptidyl-prolyl cis-trans isomerase activity. The transcript has 7 exons.
CUAGGCGACCGCCUUCGGCGAACAGCGUCAUCAGUGGUGAACUGACUCGGGAGAAGGAUGGAGGAAGAGGCACGGAAGCUUCUCGAAGAAGGAAUAAGCAAGAAACUGGUCAGUCCUGGAAAAGGAGAUCCGCCGACCUUCCCCAAUGGCACCAAGGUGGUCUUCCACUACCUCACCCGCCUCUGUGAUGGCACAGUGCUGGACGACUCCAGAACCAUGGGGGGGCGCAGCAAACCCAUGGAGCUCAUCCUGGGCAAGAAGUUCAAACUGGCUGUGUGGGAGAGGGUGGUCAUCUCCAUGAGAAAAGGAGAAGUGGCAGAAUUUACGUGUGACACCCAGCACACAUCGCUGUACCCACUCGUGUCCCAGUCCCUGAGGAACAUCAGUGCUGGUAAGGACCCGCUGGAAGGGCAGAGGCACUGCUGCGGCAUCGCCCAGAUCCACUCCCACCACUCUCUGGGGCACAAGGACCUAGACCAGCUUCAGGCCAGUCCACAGCCUCUGGUCUUCUCCAUCGAGCUGCUCGAGGUUCUCACUCCAGGGUCAUUCCAGCUCGACGUGUGGGCAAUGUCAGACACAGAAAAACUCGAGCUUGUGCCUCAGAUCCACGAAGAGGGCAACCUGCUCUUUAAACAAGGUCAAAUAAAGGAGGCUACUGAGAAGUACUACAAUGGCAUCGCCUGCCUCAAAAAUCUACAGAUGAAGGAGCAUCCCGGAGAUGAAGCGUGGGUGAAGUUGGACCUCAUGAUCACACCUCUGCUCCUCAACUUCUGUCAGUGCAAGUUACUCCAAGGGCAGUACUACGAAGUCAUUGAACACUGCUCAUCCUUGGUCUUCAAAUAUGAGGAUAAUCUGAAGGCCUUCUACAAGCGAGCUAAGGCCCAUGCUGCAGUGUGGAACGAGACAGAGGCACGAGCAGACUUUGCUAAGGUGCUGGAGUUGGACCCUUCCCUGGGACCGUCUGUAGCCAAAGAGCUGAGGGCCAUGGAGGAUAGGAUCCGCUCCAAGGAGAAGGAGGAGAAGGGUCGCUACAAAGGCCUAUUCGACCACAACACACCCCCAGCAACUGCCACUACAGGUUGAAUCUGUCAUUGGGUUGAAAACAAGUGGAUGUCUGUGAAUUUCAAGAUGGAGGAGAAACAGUGGACACUGCUGGUGUUUUAGUUGAAUCCAUGAUGCACCCAAGACAAACACUCUUCCACCUUGUCCUCUAUGGUCGCACUCUCACACGGUCAGGUUGUACAUAGAAACAAUGCACCCAUAAUUCAUCAAGGUGCAAUUUGUCUUCCAGCCUUAUUCCUCUGAACUGCCCCUCUUUUGUCUGUAAAUUCAGUUUUCAAUUGGGACAUAUUUACUUUAAUGAAAUUGAAAAGUCCCAUUCUGACCUUGGUUCUGUAACGACCAGCAGCACCAGUCUUUCAGAGCAUUGUGGUCUUGAAUCUAACAAACUAUUUCAAUUACUCACUGAACCUAUCAAAAGAAGUGGCUGACUUGUUCACAGUAAUGUUACCUACGGAUACACCUAGCAACAACCUUCACAGGAUUUCUAGAGAUAUAUUUUUUUUUAAACUUUGAAAUGUCAUUAUUUAGCAAUUUCUAUACCAAACAUCAAUUUGCCACUGUAUUAGAAACAAGUAUCUUAGACACACAGUUAAAUUACUUUACUUUAGCUGUGUGAUAAUUAUUUUAUCCCACUGGCAAACAAAGACAAUUUACAAGUCAAUGCUCUCCUUUUUUUUUUUUUUUUUUGAAAAAGGAACAUGAUUUACUCACGUGAACACCUCUGCCUUGCACUGUCAGAUUGUUUUCUGUCUUGAUCAAUAGAUCCGAACUGGAGGCCAUUAUGUCCUGGGAGAAGCAUCUGGGAAACUGAGCGGUCUGUGACAAUCACUAUGUAACACACGUGGAAUUGAUCUCUUUGCUUUCUCUUGUGUUCUUGUUUCAUAUAUAUAUAUAUAAGAAAUGCUACCAUUAUGUUUUUGUUUUUUUUUCAAUAUAUAUUCAUCAAUAACCCUUGGCAUCUCUUCCACCUGGCCGCUGUACUACGAAGCUCGUUCACUUCCAUCGGGGUAAAUUGCCACGGAACCUUUUUGCUGAGCGGCUCACCAUGUUUUAGGGUCGGGAUAACCAGACAUAGUUUUAUAUUUUCAUCAUUCCCUUUAACUAGGUUUAUCCUAUGAGUUUAAAUAUUUAUUAGGAAUGGGGGAUAGAGUUUACAGAUUUACCUUGUGACAGCCCCAUCCCUCCCCUCUCUCUUUCUCUGAGACUCUGAACAAUCAGCCCUAACCAAAAUGAUGCUACACUGUUACAGUGUCCACGCUCCUUAAAGGGAAGGAUAAGGGCCAUUUAAAACAAUGUCUGGUUGGUUAAGUCAAUCGCUGAUGCCAACAUGUGUGUGUCAAACCAAAGCUCAUUAUAGAGGCUACACAACAUGAUUAAGUGAAACGUGUUGUCUCAUCCAAAAGGCUUCAUCACUUUAGUUCAACAGGUCUUUUAGUAAAGAACAUUUUCAUAUUUCUUGGCCCUGAGUUAUUUAUCUCCUUCCCAUGCUGAAUUAUAUCGUGGUCACACAAUCUUUUUUUCUCAAAUGUAACUUACACAUUCACGCAAUUAAGAGAUUAUUUCCACCAGCUGUUUAUUUUAGUCGGUAUAAUGUGUUUAUUCUACACCUCUUUUUGUAACGUAACAGUUGCUCCUCAUUGUUAAAUAUGCCGCUGCCGGUUAAACGUGUCCAUGUCUGUGAUUGGUCAUGUGCACACGCUCAGAUCUUGAUGAAGCAAACCUGGGUUGACUUGACCAGUUGAUUACCAGCUUCGUGUGACCGCUUAGCCUGACUGCGAUUGUUGGGGGUUAUCCUGGGUAUGGGAACUCACUUCGUAGUACAGGCCCCUGUUCAGAAAGAGCUACGCUUACUGUUCAUGUGAAGCAGUGGGUCAUUAUCUUGAAGUGAGAUGUUAUUGCGGUUGUGAUUAUGUAACUCAAAAUAAAUGUUUAUCCCCAA